Molecule: messenger RNA, 1161 nt
Organism: Rotaria socialis
Lineage: Eukaryota; Metazoa; Rotifera; Eurotatoria; Philodinida; Philodinidae
Source: the annotation of a GenBank genome assembly
AUGAAACUUACUACAUUUGGUGGUGCUCGUGAUGAAGAUGUUCUACACUGGCUACAAGAUACUGAAUGUAUAUUUGAUCAAGUACAAUUACAAUCAUCGAAUAAAUAUUUGGCUAUUCAAUCUUAUUUGGGUGAUGCUCCUCUUAAAUGGUUUCGUUUUAACAAGUCGAACAUUCCUGAUUGGUCUUCGUUUAAGAUUGCUAUCGUUCAAGCUUAUCAACCAUCACUUAAUUCAACAUUAUUUAAAGUUAAACAACAACCCGCUGUCAAUCAUCAUAAUUUUUCAUCAGCUAUUGAUCCAAAUGGAUCAAAUUCAAAUGAACGUUUCCCACCAUCUCCGGAAAUUGAAACAUCGACAACUCCUGAACCAGUAAUAAAUGAUGAUCAACAUCUCAUUGUUGUCAUUGUGUCUGAACUCUCAUCGCCUUAUCAAUUAGUAAACCAAAAUUUAAUUGAUAAUCCAAUCGUUGAUAAUAUUACACAUGCUUUAUCCUCGACGACUACAAGUAUAUCAUCACCAUCUCUAUUUACAGCUGUAGUUGAUAUUACUUUUGUACAUGAAGAUGAAUUAGAAAAAGUACAAAGUGAUGAAAUUAGUUCAAGUUCGUUUAAUGUUGUUUAUAUGCUUGAUAGUGAACCUAUCUCUAUUAUUAAAUCAGUACAAAAUGAUGAUCAAGUUAAUAAUAGUCAUGCUAAUUGUGCAUUUAUUAAUCAUUGGAUUGAAACAUAUCCAAAUGAUAAAAUAAUUAAUAUUGAUCGGCUUGAUCCUGUUGCAAAUACAAACAAUAUUUCAAAUCCAAAUUCAUCGAACUAUUCUUUAAUUGUAGCAGAUAUUAAAAAUAAAGAUAUUGUUUUACAUCUUUGUAAUCAAUAUAACAUUACACAUAUUAUUCAUUUUGCAGUUCAAGCAUAUCUUGAUAAUUCAUUUGGUAACAGUGUUACAUUUACUGAAUCAAAUGUUUACGGAACUCAUUCGGUUCUUGAAGCAAGUCGAAUUUACGGUAAAAUUCUAAAAUUCAUUCAUAUUAGUACUGACGAAGUUUACGGGGAAGCAUCAUCUGGUAGUAAUCAAGAAAUUUGUCUUCUCAAUCCUCUUAAUCCAUAUGCAGCAACUAUAGCUGCAGCUGAAUCAGAGCUCGGACGAAAGUAUUUGUACUCGUAA